AUUUCAUAGAUCUGUUUGACAGUGUUGGUUACCUCGGAAUCCAGGCCCGAUAAUCGUCAAAAUCUGACAAAUUUCAUCGAUCCCUAAAACACUUUUUAACAACUAUCAGUAAAACGACUUCACCACCGCCAGGAUCCCCCUGUACCUAAAAUCCACCACUCUGCUUUUUCUACCACUACGCUACGAGCAAAAACUUGGUUCAGCAAUCUCUUCGCAAGAUCCAAAACUGAGAAUCUACUGAAAAUUGAGUUGAGAGAUGGGCUGUACCCAGUCCAAGAUCGAGAACGAAGAAGCCGUUUCUCGCUGCAAAGACCGCAAAAAAUUCAUGAAAGAUGCCGUCGCCGCCCGCAACGCCUUCGCCUCCGCUCACUUCGCCUGCGCUAUAACUUUAAAGAACACCGGUGCCGCCCUCAGUGACUACACCCAUGGAGAGGUCGCACACCGCUCCUCCUCUAUGCCUGCUCACGCCGCCCCUACAGUCGCCCCUUCUUCUUCCUCUGUCGACACGCUCCCUCCUCCACCUCCGCCACUCCCUAACUUUCAGACGUCGGCAGCUCCUCCUCCGCUUCCGCUUCAGCGCGCCGCGAGCAUGCCGGAGAUGAUGAUCCAGAAGCCUGAAUCGAAAUCGGUGGGGCCCACGAUAAUGGAAGACGAGGAGAUGGAAUUUGAUACUCCUGAUAAUGAGAAAUUGAUAAGGAAGCGAAGUAGUAGUAGUAAAAGAGGCAGUGGCAGUAACAGAGGAGCUGUGCAAGAGAAUCAUCAACGUCAACAUCACAUGGAGCAGGGCGCAGAACAGCCACAGCCAUCGCAGCAGUGGAAAGAGGAGGUGAUUCGGGGCCCGACGGUGCAUCAGGGAUCGUCUUGGAGUGAUUACUUUUUUGCGCCGGUGGAGAGUAUGCCGGGGCCUACUUUGGCAGAACCGUUGGAGGUGGACGAAUUGGGGCGGAGGGAGUUUGAGGAAAAGGCCAAUAAAGUGCCACAAGAAGAGCAGGAGGAGAAUCCGGUGUUGGUGGUUGAGGAAAAGGUGGAGAAGGCGGUCGAGGUGCCAGUGCCAGUGCCAGUACCGGCAGUGGAGAAGAAGGUAGUGAAAAAGGGCGGUGGAGAAAUGGGGAGGAGGGUGGGAAAACCGAUGAAUUUGAUGGUCAUAUUUGCUGAGCUUGAUGAUCAUUUCUUGAAGGCUUCUGAGAGUGCCCAUGAUGUUUCCAAGAUGUUGGAGGCCACACGGUUGCAUUAUCACUCUAAUUUUGCUGAUAAUCGAGGACAUAUUGACCACUCUAAAAGAGUGAUGCGUGUUAUUACAUGGAAUCGGUCAUUUAAAGGAAUGCCUAGUUUUGAUGAUGGUAAGGAUGAUGUCGACACAGAUGAGCAUGAAACUCAUGCUACUGUAUUGGAUAAGAUGCUAGCUUGGGAAAAGAAGCUUUAUGAUGAAGUCAAAGCAGGUGAAAUUAUGAAAUUUGACUAUCAAAGGAAGGUUGCUUUACUGAGUAAGCAGAAGAAACGGGGUGGUAACUCUGAGUCAUUGGAGAAAUUAAAAGCAGCUGUAAGCCAUCUGCAUACAAGAUACAUUGUAGACAUGCAAUCAAUGGACUCGACAGUUGCAGAGAUAAACCGUUUGCGAGAUGAACAAUUAUAUCCAAAACUUGUUCAGCUUGUGAAUGGGAUGGCCAUGAUGUGGGAUACCAUGCGAUUUCACCACGAGGCCCAGUUGAAGCUUGUAUCUGCCCUGAGAUCUUUGGAUAUUUCUCAGUCCCCCAAGGAAACUAGUGAAUAUCAUUAUGAUCGCACUUGUCAGCUAUGUUCGAUUGUAAGAGAUUGGCAUACAAAUUUUUGUAAACUUAUAGACUUUCAGAAAGAGUACAUAAAGGCACUCAACAGUUGGUUAAAACUAAACCUCAUUCCUAUUGAAAGCAAUUUGAAAGAAAAGGUUUCUUCUCCGCCAAGGGUUCAGAAUCCUCCAAUUCAUGCGCUUCUUAUAGCUUGGCAUGAUGAUUUGGAAAAACUUCCAGAUGAGGUUGCAAGAAGUGCAAUUAGUAAUUUUGCUGCUGUAUUGCAGAGCAUCAUGAAUCAUCAAGAAGAUGAGAUGAAGAUGAGAGAAAAAUGCGAGGCCACGCGAAAGGAGCUCGACCGAAAGACCAGGCAAUUUGAAGAAUGGAAGAAAAAGCAUAUGAUAGGGUUUGCAAAUAAUGAAUCUGAUCCUGAUGGGGCAGAAGACAAUCCCCACAGGGAUGCUAUGGUAGAGAGACAGUUUAUCUUGGAUUCACUGAGCAAGCAGUUGGAAGAAGAAGAGGAAGCAUGCCAAAAGCUUAGUGUACAGGUGAGGGACAAGUCUUUGACUAGUCUCAAAACUCUCUUGCCAGAGCUCUUUAGAGCGAUGACUGAUAUUGCCCAAGCUUGUACAGACAUGUACAGUAACUUGAGGUCAAUAGCGCAACACCAAAAUUAAAGACAGAACUCAUGAUGAAUAUACAAUUUUACGCCUGUGUAAUUUUCUUGUAUACCCUGCAGAAGAAUAAACAGCGUCCAGGAAAAGAAAAUCCUUGUAUUUUGUCUUGUUUUUAACUCGUAAUUCUGCUGCAAUCUUUAUAUGGAACUGUUCCUCACAA
Hevea brasiliensis (rubber tree) is the source of this 2603-nucleotide messenger RNA. RefSeq names its product protein ALTERED PHOSPHATE STARVATION RESPONSE 1. The record is from RefSeq and is a predicted model, not a curated record. The coding region runs from base 257 to 2443 and encodes 728 amino acids. Lineage: Eukaryota; Viridiplantae; Streptophyta; Magnoliopsida; Malpighiales; Euphorbiaceae. The transcript has 4 exons.